CUUCGAGAGAAAAAAAAAAGUGGAAAAAAAAAUUGAGGUGAAAAAAAAUCGGUGAAUCCAAGGGAUUCGGGCGGAUUUUGACGAAGUUUCCGAACUGUCCCGGCUCGGAGGAGCCCUGGGGGUUGAAAGGGAAUCGUCAGCACCGAAAUAAUGGAAGAUUCCCAUUUCAACUCAUCAUACUUUUGGUCUCCCGUUCCAACAAUGCAAGGACAGAUUGAGAACGCCAUGUUUCUGAAUAAGAUGAAAGAACAGCUGGGGCCGGAGAAGAGUGGCUCUUUUCCACAUUCGUCUGCGGCACACUACCCUACGGCGGUGCUGACGGUGCCCAUGGAUGCAGGAGCUGUCGGGAGGGUGCCCAAACAAGAGGGUGGAGGAGGGGGCGGGGCAGGAGGUGGGGGAGUAGGAGUGCAAAUGGGCGGCAUCGGUGCACACCUGCACCCGCCUCACACGUCCCAAAACAUCACGGUGGUGCCCGUCCCGUCUACUGGCAUAAUGACUGCAGCGGGUUUGGUGAUCACGACUCCUCAGGGCACACUGGUCACUCCUCCUGCCUCCUCUCAGUCUUUUGUUUCGGGACCGCCCACUACGACCAUGAUUGUGUCCGCACUGCACUCAUCUAACACAGAAGAUGGCUGGCCCUCCUCCCUCUAUUUCCACAGUCACAACAAGAAAGAGGAUGGCAGUAUUCCACCAGCUGUAGUCAUGCCAGCACCCUCAAAGCGUGGCAGAAAGAAGAAAUCUAUGAUGCCAAGGGUUGGUCCUGUUUCAACCCACUCACUUGCCACAGGAAAUGAUCCACUGAUUCUUGCGCACCUGGCUGCUGGGGGACAGCAUAACACAAGUGACCCCUACGACCUCUCCAAUGAUGAGGAUGAUCAUCCAGGCAAAGAUGGGAACAAGACCUACAGAUGCCGGAUGUGUGCAGUGACUUUCUUCAGUAAAUCAGACAUGCAGAUUCACGCCAAGUCUCACACAGAGGCGAAACCGCAUAAAUGUCCGCACUGCUCUAAGUCCUUCGCCAACUCCAGCUAUCUGGCGCAGCACAUCCGCAUCCACAGCGGGGCCAAACCCUACACCUGCUCCUACUGCCAGAAAACCUUCAGACAGCUCAGCCACUUACAGCAGCAUACACGAAACCACACAGAGGGCAAACCACACAAGUGUCCUCACUGCUCCAAAACGUUUGCCAACUCCAGCUACCUGUCCCAGCACAUCCGCAUCCACAGCGGGGCCAAACCCUACACCUGCUCAUACUGCCAGAAAACCUUCAGGCAGCUCAGUCACUUACAGCAGCAUAACAGGAUCCAUACUGGUGAUAGGCCAUAUAAGUGUGUCCAUCCCGGCUGUGAGAAAGCUUUCACCCAACUUUCCAAUCUCCAGUCUCAUCGGAGACAGCACAACAAGGACAAGCCAUACAAAUGUCACAACUGUAAUCGCGGUUACACAGAUGCAACUAGCUUGGAGGUUCACUUGUCUACACAUACCGUGAAACAUGCGAAACUCUACUCCUGCGGCCUCUGCAACCGCGCAUACACAUCUGAGACAUACCUGAUGAAACACAUGCGAAAACACAACCCAGACCCUCUGGCGGUAGCAGCUGCGGUGGCUGCCCAGCAGGGCCAGAACCCGGCUCAGCCCUUGGGUGGAGGAACCGGCAGGGGUCGUGGGCGAGGUAGGGGUGCUGGAGCUGUGGCUACAGGUGCUGGAACAGCGUCUCAAGCACAGAACCAGCCCAAUCCCACCGCACCAACAAGUUAUCCUGUUACAGUGGGAAUGUCCUGCCCUUUCGACCUACAUCAGUACAAGACCGUUUCAGCUGGAGAGAUCCAGUACAAGCCGGUCAGCGUGGCCAACUUGGUGGCCCACAAAGACCUCUGCCUCACUGUUUCCACCUCGGCCAUCCAGGUGGAGCACAUGAACUCGUAGAGGAAUUAACUCCCAAGAGAAUGAGAGAGAGAAGGGUGAGAAGACAUGGACCAUGAAUUGGGAAUGAAAAUAAAAACACUGCCUUAGGACAAAAGAGGAAUUCGAAAUACAGACUGGCAGGUUUGCUGACGGAAAUAAAAGGAAAGAUGAAGAUGGGCUUGCGGGAGCAGCUGCAAAUGAGCUGUACAAAUGGUCUUGAGACUUGCUCUGCAGUGUCACAGAAAAGGCUUUAAACUGUCAUGACAGCUUAAUGAGCCCAUAUUAUGCUAAUUUACAGGUUCAUGAUUUUAUAUUGGGGAUCUACUAGAAUAGGUUUACAUGCUUUAAUGUUCAAAAAACAAAUUAUUUUUCUCAUACUGUACAUUGCUGCAACACCUAUUUUCAUCCUCUGCUCAAACGCUCUGAUUUAGCUCCUGUCUCUUUAAAGCCCCCCUUUCAGAAAAGCCCAGUCUGCUCUGAUUGGUCAGCUGGCCCAGUCUGAUUGGUGAUUGGUCAACCGUGUGUCAGAAAUGUAAUGUCCCUUAACGUAACUGAGAUUCAGGCUUCCUUAACAGCUGUAAACACUAUUGUAACUAUGGUAACAGUGGCGUUGGUUUUUGCCGUACCAGUUUGAGUCCGAUAAUGAAAGUUUGGAAGAACAAGCUGAUCGACCCGAACCACCUUCGCAAGCAUGACUUGAGCAGGACAUUUCACAGUGGUAAGUUUUAAUUUUGUUGCUUUCUUAUAAGUACACUGAUGAUUAUUGUGAACCUAACAAAGCUUCAAGUAAAAGACACAUAGUGCAUCUAAGUUAGUCAUCUUUUGCUGGAAUGGGCGUAGCCGAACUUUUUUUUGCCUGAGCUAUGAACGGAGAACAGAGGCUUACUCCCGGUUAGUGAGCAAGUUAGCUGUGGACUACCGUGGAUAGCGGCCAUAACAUUACAGCUUGUAAUUAUAUAAUUAUAUAAGAGUCUUGAGAUCGACCAUUUUGUUAAACAGUUUUAGGUAAAUGCUGGCCCACAGCUGAAUAGUAAACCCUUACCAAAACAAUAACAUUACAUAGCAAGUUAGCCGAGCACUACUGUGGACUGCAGACAUAAAAUGACCGUUUGUAAAAAUAAAUCCAUCUCCACACUUGAUUACUAUUCAUGAUAGUAAGAACGACAAACAAUCUGCAUAAUUCUACACAAUUGUAGGUAAAAGUGGGGCUGCAGCUGAUUAGCAAAACUAUUUCAACACAAUAACAUUAGCUAGCAGAUUAGCAGAGGCCUACAGCUGUGCACUGGGUGUACACCGUAGCUACAACACAAAACUGCGCUUUUGAAUUCUCAGUAGCAGAUAAAUCCACAAAUAAUCAAGCAUACUUACAGGUUGUGAUCCUGAAGCGCCAGAUUGUCCCAACAAAGUGGGAAUUGCACCAUCUUUCAGGAGUAACCGUCUUGAAAAUCCAGCAUUGGUUGUGAUUGUACUGCUGAGGAAUAGUGGUAAAAAUAAAUUGUAACCACUGAUUCUUCAAUUCGUCUGCCUUUGGAAGUCCAAACAAAGAGGUUUUGCUUUCGCAGUUAAGAAAACAGCAUCUUCUCGACAUGGCGACAACACUAACCAAACUCAUCCUGGCGGUCGGGCCAAAGUAGCCCUUAGGCGGGCAUUAUGCAAAUGUGUUACAAAGUGGUGUAGAUACUUUACGGAAGAAAUGGUUGGACUACGAACCAGCCGUUUCAUGUAGUACUUGAGCAGUGUUGUCUGUGGGAGAGAAUAACUCCCUUUUGCAUGGACUUUGUGCUUUGUAACUUUGCAGACCUUUUACAUGCACAAACAGCUAUAUUACACACUAAAGGAAAGGUAAAAUUCCAAAAAGCAUAAUAGGGCCUCCUUAAUACCCUUAUUGAUCAUUUAUACACUAUCAAUGUCCAGCCCUGAUUUUUAUUUUGCCCUUUUGCCACUGUUGAGGGCUGUAAGCAAGAACCGUGGAUUAACACAAUAACAGUGAAAUUAUUUUUAACUUAUGGUUCCCAUUUACUCCUUUUCCACCAAACCGGUGCUGGUGUUAGAGCCGGUGCUCUGCCAGGCAAUCUGCAAAGCUCUCUCAGAACCAGAUUGCAUUUCCACCAAGAGCAGAACAAUGACGUAACCGACAAUGCUACUACAUAACCUGCCCACAAACAAACAUUGUCAAGGCCUUUGUUUGAGUCUUACUCAUAGUUUUGAGAACAAAUUUUAACAUCCAAAGUCAUUUAAUUCAGCAUCUUUAUGCUAUUUCAGGCUGGUUUGAUGUUUCAGUUAUAUGUCAAAUGUAUAAUGAAUAGAAUUCAAAAUAAUCAAUUAGGGAUGUGCUGAUACAAUCUCAUGUAGCCAUACUUUUGCUCAUGAUAUCGUAUCAUACUUUAGAUCCCUGAAUUGUUAGUUUUGUUGAUUUAUUUGUGUAGUCAUAUAAUGUGCAACAUUUCACUAUUGAAGAAGCAGGUCGUCUAAAUAACUCUUGAGAUGCGGCAUUUCUCCAUGUGGUUUGAGUCGCUUCUGUGAAGCGAAAGAGAACUGAACCCACAUUAUUCACUUCUACACUCGCAGACACUAUGGGCAUCUGUCACACUUUUGGCACAGUUUCAAUUGUGAUACAAUUAUUAGAGGUAGACCGAUAUAUAUCGGUUUUACCGAUUAAUCGGUAUCGAUAGAUGCUUUUUGGAACUAUCGUUAUCGGCAAAAAUCUAUGCCGAUAGUUGCCGAUAGUUUUUUCAUAAUUUCUUCAUUUCAAAAUAAGAGUUUUCGGUGUAUUUCGGGCUUGUUUAUACUUAAAAGUCCUGCGUUAUGCACCAAAUCUUAAAAACAUUUCUGGUUAUUUUGGGGAUUUGUGUUGAACAAUAAACUGCAUCUGAGAUUUUAUUCAUUUAGGACUCUUUUUCUGUGCCCGUCAUAGUGAGGAAAGAAUAAGAUUUAUUUUUUCUUUUCUUUUUUACAUUCUAAAAAUCGAUUUUAAAAACUAUCGGCCAAUUAAUCAGUUAUCACCCUUUCCCACACCUUAGUUAUCAUUAUUGGUAAAAUCCACUAUUAGUCGACCACUAAUAAUUAUGAUAUUGUGAUAUAUUAAUAUAUAUUGAAUUGUGAGAUAUUUAUUGCAAUAUGUAUCCACACAUACAUGUGGAGGUGGUUGGUGAUAACCAGCCCCUUUUGUUAUUUUUUGCAUCUUUAUUUAUUUAUUUAUUUUCAUUAGCCUAGUUCCAACCCUAUGAAACACCUUUUCUUUGGUGGAAAUGCAUGGAAAGGGACCAGAUUGGACACAGGCUCCAGCACCAUGUUGGUGGAAAAGGGGUUAAGCUAUAGACUAAGCUAUUAACUUAGAGUUAAUUUUGUUUCUGGGACUGUGCAAGAAUUAAUGACAGAGGACGCCUUUUUAAACAGGUAAUUAAGGUUACAAUUAAGGUUACUUUCCAGUUAAUGGAGUAGCACAUUCUUUUUUAAGUUGUGCAAACUUAUUCCACUUAUUUAUGUCGCAUACAGACUGGGCACAUUUAGACUGCAGAUUUUCCGCCUUCAUCCUGUUUACAAAAUUGCUACUAGUUUAUGUUUACUGGAGUAUUCCAGAGCCUCAAAAGGUACACGCAUACCUGCAUUGCGUUGUAGCAUUUUGCCAGUAUGAGUCACGAUUUUCCAUUUUUAUAGUUGUGACAAACGUAAACGCUUUCUAGUUGACCUUUUUUCAAACCGCACCGCACCUACAAGCUGUUAUGAUGUUUUAAUGCCUUGAUGACACUGCUUUGCUAGCCUCCUGAUUGACAUUUUAAGUAAAAGUGCAACUGGUUUGUCACUACCGGCCAAGACCUGUUGGAAAGUAGAAAGAGGUGGUUAAGUUAAAGACUGCACUAAAGGGGAUGAUAAAACAAUGCUAAAGGUUAUAUGGGAUAUGGCACUUAAAUGAACUUUUUUUAUUAAUUGUUUCUGUUUUUCAUAAUUUACAUUUUAGCCUUUUAUCACACAUAUGUAUUUUCUAUUGUUCUUGUGUUUGAAUGUACUGUGUGUGUGUGUGUGUGUGUUUGAAGGGUUGAUUAAAAGAGCAUGUAAGAGAACAUUUAAAGAAAGAGAUGAAUGUGUGGAAACAUCUAUAAAGUUGUCUUUUUUUUUUUUUUUA
Messenger RNA from Myxocyprinus asiaticus (Chinese sucker), 6028 nucleotides. Its product is annotated as zinc finger protein 384-like. Bases 151 to 1926 code for a protein of 591 amino acids. The transcript has 12 exons. Gene Ontology annotation, cellular component: chromosome. The record is from RefSeq and is a predicted model, not a curated record. Gene Ontology annotation, molecular function: chromatin insulator sequence binding; DNA-binding transcription factor activity, RNA polymerase II-specific; RNA polymerase II cis-regulatory region sequence-specific DNA binding. NCBI's taxonomy places the organism in Eukaryota, Metazoa, Chordata, Actinopteri, Cypriniformes, Catostomidae. Gene Ontology annotation, biological process: regulation of transcription by RNA polymerase II.